AUGACGACGACGACAUCCAAGGUGGAAGACGCCGUCGCGGCCGACGUGCCCACCCUCGGCGCGAUGCACAUCAACGCCUUUGACGACAACUUUCCGGUGCCGCUCUUCGUGAAGCCAUACGCCGUCGCGGGCUGGGGGAAAUUUGUCCGGCGCGCCGCCGACCCAGCCCCCGCCUCCGGCUCAUCAGGCUUGCAGCCGCGGGUCGGCGUGAUCCGCGACGACUCUGGUAACCGAAACUGGUCCCCGCAAGCACUGGGAGAGAGAGAGAGAGAGAGAGAGAGAGAGGACUUGGUUUGUCGGCUAACCUGCGCGCUUGUAGGGACGGCGAAGGCGGCGUGCCUGCUGUGGAUUGCGCGGGACCGGGAGGCCGUGGACGGGCUGUACGGCGCGUGGAGGGACGCUUGGGGCGAGCCGCACGAGGGCAUGGUGCCGGACAGGCUGGACACCUUCUUCGGCGACAUGAAGGCGCAGCACAGGACCGUCAUGGGCCGCAACCCUCACAUGUACUUGGAAAUCAUCAUGGCACACUCGACGGCGCGAGGGAAAGGAUACGGCAAGGCGCUGCUGCUGUUUGCGAACGAGCUCGCGGACGAGUUGGGGCUGCCGCUGUACCUGGAUGCCGACGAGGACGUGGUGGGGUUGUACGAGCGCGUGGGCUAUGUGCGGCAGCCGGAGGAGGUGCGUGAGAGCAAGGGACUGGUGCCCAUGGUGCGCGCGGCUCAUGGAGGUUAG
Molecule: messenger RNA, 732 nt
Organism: Cordyceps fumosorosea ARSEF 2679
Lineage: Eukaryota; Fungi; Ascomycota; Sordariomycetes; Hypocreales; Cordycipitaceae
Product: Acyl-CoA N-acyltransferase
Exons: 2
Coding region: 1-732 (243 amino acids)
Molecular function (GO): acyltransferase activity, transferring groups other than amino-acyl groups
Source: RefSeq, a predicted model, not a curated record